Molecule: messenger RNA, 2941 nt
Organism: Pseudogymnoascus destructans
Lineage: Eukaryota; Fungi; Ascomycota; Leotiomycetes; Thelebolales; Thelebolaceae
Exons: 4
Coding region: 1-852 (283 amino acids)
Source: RefSeq, a predicted model, not a curated record
AUGGAACCCACGCCAGACCAAACGCUAGUUUCCCAAGCAAUUUCCGAUAUAUUUCUUCCAUUUUUCGAUCCCGAUGUCCUGCUUAAGGGGUAUUCGCAAGAAAGUGCUCAAUUAUUGACGAGAAAAAUAAGCCCUAUAUUCUGGCAGGUGACGCAGAGUCUGUCAGUUCCUGAAUGCGUUAUUCUUAUUUCUGCGAGGCAAGCGUUCACCGAUUCAAAUAUAGCGAACUGGGGCCUGCACCUGUUUGCUAUGAGCAAGGAUCGAAAUCAACAAGUAGAACAAAAAAUGGCAUAUAGGUAUAGUGUACAGGCUAGAGAGUAUCUAGACGUUGCUGCAUACGACUCACGGUUUGACAAGCUCAAGCAAAAACUUGAAGAGCAAAUCGAACGUCUAGCCAGCGAUAAAAAUUGUACAUUUAAGGUCUUUAAGGCCUUCAGAGGUCUUAUAUUUGAAGUGACGACUGACGAUGAUCUCACAAGUUAUCUCACUAAUGAAACAUGGUCGCUCUGCUUUGCAUGUAUAGAAGAGGAUGAUUUUACCCGUCCUUUGUUGCAGGCAUGGUUUAUUAGCGAGGGCGCCCAACAUAUUGAGGCAUGCAUAGGAAUCUUGAAACACGCGGUAACUCAUCUCGAUAUUGUCAUGGCAUUUAGGAUGAUACCAAUUAUAUACUGUGGGUUCAAAAUCCAGGAUGCAGCAACACUCGGACCCUAUACUAUUUGGGGACACCCAGGUGACUGUCGGCAACCGCAGAAGAACCGCCGAGCAUUUUUUAAGUGUAUCAAAGAUCUUUGUCAGAAUGGUAAUUCGCAAGAACUGAGCAUCUACAGUUUAUAUGCAGAGAAUUACUGUUAAUCGAAUGGUGCAAGAAGGUGGAGUGGAAUCGAGUCGAGUUGAGGGGGGGUCUACGCUUGUUACGGCGCAGCUCCGUCUCCAGCGUUUCGAUUCGGGGGAGGAGGGAGAUGGGAAGGGGGUGGACGAUUGUUAUUUUGUUAUAUAACGUGCAUCCCUGCAUCACGGGACGCACCCCGUGACGGGACAAACUAUUAGUACUAUGAAUUCAAUUGAUUAUAAAUUUGUGAGACCAUUGAAAAUUCCUGUAUUUUUGUGUCAGUCGUGUUGUGUGACCACUCCUGAACAGACCAAACCCUGGCUACUCUGAAAUUUACGAUCAUGUCGUCGCUGUCGCGCCUAAUUGCGGAGGGCGUCAAUUCGAAGUAUAAUAGAACCCCUCGAGCUACAGCAUCACCACGAACUCUUAUCACUCCUAAUCCCCAUAAGAGAGUCUUAUAUAAGCUUUGAGGCCCCACUACGAUGCGGGAGAUCGUCAUCAGCCUUGUGGCGGCUGUACGGCGCAAAUUCAUGCAUGGUCGCCACGCAGAUUAAUACCUCCCACGCUUCUAUGAUGUAAUUCGCUUACGUCACCCAUGGCAAGGCUGUGGUUGAUCAGGGACUGUGGCUGAUCUGGACUGUGGCUCAUUAGGGCUGUGGCUGAAUGUUUGGGUGAAUACAAAUACUUGUAACAGGCUGUACUCAGCCACUGUACUCAAGUCUGGUCAUGUGUGUGGCGUAAACUGCCAUGCGUGUGGCGUUAGAGCAGGUGUCUCGAACUUUCCAUACGGCAGGCGCGCGGCAGCACGGUGGUGCCUGGGCACUGGAGCGCCGUCACUCGUCCCCUUCACAACACCAUCACCACGGUAGGCUAGUAUGGACAGAGCCAGUCAAGCACUCGCACAAGGCGUUCCUCCCGGCGUGCCCGAUUCAUACCGUGCCCUUGCAGAUCAUGGUAUUGCCGUGCGAGAGAUAGAGAAUCAAAUAGACUGAUCCUCAGCUGGGAUUAGUUUGAGGCAGGCUCGCGCUGGCUUCGCGACCUGUUGCUUUGCUGUACAGGAGUUGGUGUUUAUAGCCCUUUUGGCGCAAUAAUAAUAAUGUCCGUAUGGAGGUACAGACAAGCAAAUACAGAUAGCGAGCGGCCUUUGGUAUCCUUCUACCGUGCUUGAUAUGCCCAGCGAAGGCCAUUGCCGCCAUCGUUGUGCCAGCUGUUGUGCUCGAUAUUGUCAUGCCCGCCAGCACCUCGUUAUACAUUUGUGGAUUGUUGUGCACAGCGCCGUGCUCGCAGUCGUUGCCAUGCUGUCAUCGUCUGAGCCACUAUUAAGGUCUUCACCAGGUUAUCGCAGUCUCACUGUGCUGCUCUGAUAUAUCUUCGCACUUCAGCCGGUUAUUCCAUUCGCGCGCUUCUCGCGGCGUAACUGGAAACUUGAGGACGGUCAUCUUGUUGAAGGCGGCAAUGUAGGGAUUCACGCGGCUGUGGUGGCGACGGCGGCGAUAAAAGAGCGGAAUUCCGUAUGGACACCAGAGCUGACAAUUGUAGAGGUUUAUCGUUCUGUACAAGCUUGUCGCGACAGAGGAGUAUCUCUCAACCAAAGGAGAAAGCGGCCGAUUUUGGCAGAUAUCGGCCACUUUUUGGUCCUGCUUGAGAGGGCACAGUUCAACUCAGCUACUAUUGCCGCUUUGACAGCCAACGUCAGCCACACUGAGGCUGUGAGCAUCGUCGUACCUUGACGCUAGGCACAGAUUUGUCAGCAAAUUAACUAUUCAAGAAGAAGCUGACAUUCCCACUUCGAACAGCUGAUGCACACAUUAACAGGUUCCCUGAUUAUAUCAUCUUUGUUUCAAAACUAGCUUGCAGGUUGAUGCUAUAGCUAGUGAUUUGAUUUCAAUGCCAGCUUCUAGAAAGUCUUGCAAAGUAGAUAGAAGUAUAUAACAAGAGGCUAAACUUUGGAGGUGGGUGGGAAAAGUUAAGUAGAUAAUGAUUAAAGUGUAAAUAGCGCUACAAAGCCAUAAAAAUCCUCUACUACCAACGCACCUCGCCUAAGUAGAAGCUGUUCCACCACCUCAUACCUAUUUUCUGCCGCUCGGGACAGCGGCGUCCGGCCAUACCUAU